CAGCAUAAACUCGACUCUUUCCCUCCUAUCACGCAUCACGCAAUCGCAUUGGCUGCCUCCUUGGUUGCUACUCGACGACGCUUCCGCUCAGAACCUGUUGCCACUUCAACUGAAGUAUAACCUCGAGUCGACUACCUCUUAUUACAUUCACGACAUCGAGUUACCCUUGCUCAAAUAUACCUGCUUGGCCGCGCCCGGAGACUCGAUGCCUAACAACACCUGGUUCACACCUUACAAAUUCCCGCCGUCGACAUGCCUAAGUCUUGGGCCGUCGCAGGGUAUAGUCUACGAGGUCUCCGAUGAGGCUGUGGUGAAACUUCCCUUCCAAUAUCCGGUCGCCAGAUCACCACCUACAGACGAAACAAACGAGCAAUUGCACAUGUCGCUCCAAAGUUUUGCCCUAUUCAAGAAAGAAAGCACAUUCUACACCAUUCUAGCUAAAUCCCCGCACCCAAACCUCGCACAAAGGCUGCAGACCAAACUUCUCACUGGUAUAGUUCUCCCGCGUUAUAAGUUAGUAGAACAGGUUUGGGGACUCCAUACAACGGCAACACACAUUGCAUGGAUCAAACAGCUUGUUAGUGCUGUCGUAUGGCUCGAGGACCUUGGAUAUACGCACGGAGAUAUUAAUAAACGCAAUAUGGGGAUUGAUGACCACAAUCAGCUCAAGCUAUUCGAUUUUGGGUCUGUCAGGCAUUGCGACGAUGAAGGCUUCUCUGAACAAGUCGCGGAAGAUCAAUUCACUCUGGCAACAUGCAUACAUUAUUUAGCGUCUGGUAUCGAUCAUGUUGCGAAAGCCAACAGCUAUGCAGAAGUACAAAGGACGAUCAGUAUCCUCAAAGGCGGUCAAGGCAUUGUGGAUGAAGCUGCAAAAGACUUUGAGGAAGUCAUUCAAGCGGGCUGGACAGGGGCAGUCUCUGUUCUAUCAUCAUUAAAAAGGCGCAUGGCAGAGAUUAGCAACAACGCAGUAGCUCAACAUAAAGACUCUCUGCAUGAGGAACAAACGAAGUAUGAUCGUUUGCUGGUUGAGGAAGACUCACGAUGGAUGAACGAAGAGGUUUACCGUGCGGCUUGGCAAGCUGAAUGCUAUGAGAUUCCAGAUGAUAUCUGGAGUUGAUUGAUAUGCGCAAAACAUGUUCUAUCUUCCAUGUGUAAAUUCCGUGCCUUGACACAGGAUCGAUGACUACUUCUAUCUGAACAUGAACAUUUCAGUUCCGUCAUGUCCAACAGACAUUUUCGGUGUGUUGUCCUUAAAUCGGCUAUGAGCGUCCUGCAGCUUUGCAAUCCGGACAAAAGUCGUUAACAACUUUGUCUGUUAUAGAAUGGUUGUAUGGAGGGUUGGCGCAGUUUGGACCAUUUGGCUUCUCCUUGCAAUCGUAAACCUUCUCUGGCCCUUCCACCUUAUCACCGCAUUUGCGGUAUUUUGUGCCUG
Molecule: messenger RNA, 1432 nt
Organism: Cucurbitaria berberidis CBS 394.84
Lineage: Eukaryota; Fungi; Ascomycota; Dothideomycetes; Pleosporales; Cucurbitariaceae
Exons: 1
Coding region: 206-1117 (303 amino acids)
Biological process (GO): protein phosphorylation
Molecular function (GO): protein kinase activity; ATP binding
Source: RefSeq, a predicted model, not a curated record